CUUUGAGUCCACCCCAAGCAAUGCAAUUUUGACUCAUCAAAUAUGAAAGUUCGUCGCAGUUUCUCCUCUCCUCUCUAUAAAUCCCCCAUUGAAAUUUCCAAACUCCGCAGAGGAAGAGAAAAAGAUCCGCAGCCAUGGCAGUGACUCUCCGGCCGCUGGAUCUGACCGACAUCGACGAUUUCAUGGUGUGGGCGUCGGACGAGAAGGCGGCUCGAUCCUGCUCGUGGGAGCCAUACACGGACAAAUCAGACGCCCUAAAGUUCAUCAAAGACAAAGUCCUGCCGCACCCGUGGUACCGGGCGAUCUGCGUCGACGGCCGGCCGGUCGGAGCGAUAUCGGUGACGGCGAAUUCGGCGGCCAGGGACCGGUGCGGAGGCGAGCUAGGGUACGUAUUGGGCUCCAAUUUUUGGGGGAAAGGGAUCGCGACGGCGGCGGUGAAAUUGGUGGCGGAGAGGAUUUUCGAGGAGCGGCCGGAAUUGGAGCGGGUGGAGGCGCUGGUGGCUGUGGAGAAUUUGGCGUCUCAGAGAGUGGUGGAGAAGGCCGGUUUUCACAGAGAAGGUGUUCUCAGAAAGUAUGGAGUAUUGAAGGGCAAAACCAGGGAUUUUGUCAUGUUCAGUCUUCUUUCUACUGAUCUUCAAUCCAAAAUUAUUGAUGAACUGUACUGCGUCAAAAUUUCUGAAUGAUUUUAAUUUGAGUUUCGAAUUCAGUAGUUUUUACAGAUUUGUGUGCAAGGGAGAAGGGCCGCCAUUGUUGUAGUGUGUAAGCUUAAAAUCGAUAUGAAUUUUUUCUCUCUCUAAAAGGUCCAUCAAGUCUUUACUCAUUGGAGAGGAGCUAUGUAUCUGUGGAUGUACUCAUAAUUUCAUUGGAUUAAGUAAGAUUCAAUUAAGCUUAAAAGAAAAUGUCUUUUUUGGAA
This is a messenger RNA of Momordica charantia (bitter melon), 913 nucleotides long. RefSeq lists its product as uncharacterized. The record is from RefSeq and is a predicted model, not a curated record. Gene Ontology annotation, molecular function: acyltransferase activity, transferring groups other than amino-acyl groups. Lineage: Eukaryota; Viridiplantae; Streptophyta; Magnoliopsida; Cucurbitales; Cucurbitaceae.